Messenger RNA from Bombina bombina (fire-bellied toad), 1387 nucleotides. It is a transcript of the gene IMPA2, whose product is annotated as inositol monophosphatase 2. Lineage: Eukaryota; Metazoa; Chordata; Amphibia; Anura; Bombinatoridae. The record is from RefSeq and is a predicted model, not a curated record. Gene Ontology annotation, biological process: phosphatidylinositol phosphate biosynthetic process; inositol metabolic process; signal transduction. Gene Ontology annotation, molecular function: inositol monophosphate 1-phosphatase activity.
GAUUUUGUAGAGAAUAAGCAGAAGAAUUACAAACAUUUAUAGGGGAGGAGUAUCUCGGGCAUCCUGCGAUCGCACUGAGCAGCGGGAAGGAUUUAGCGUUAUAGUCGGAUGACUGCAUUCUCAGCUGCUGUCUCUUUAGGUAUCAGACACACCCGGGUAAGCACGGAUUAGCUGGGGCUCUACAGGCUGCCAUUGUAAAGUGAUCGCAGCAGUCCCUGACUAGGAGAGAUGAAGCCGUGUGAAGCAGCGGGGAGAUACAGAGGGGAUGAGCAGCGUCUCCCUGAGCCGGAGGAAGCUGUACACGGCGCCGGAGAGGCUGCUAGUUGUACCGGAGACCCAUGGAAGGAAUGCAUGGAUACGGCUGUACAGCUGGCUCUCAGGUCUGGACAGGUGGUCAGGAAAGCACUAACUGAAGAAAAGCAGGUGUCCACCAAAACGUCUGUUGUCGAUCUUGUCACAGAGACAGAUAAUUUUGUUGAGGAGCUAAUUAUUUCAGCACUGCGAGAAAAAUAUCCCACUCACAGAUUUAUAGGAGAAGAAUCUACCUCUGCGGGCUCUAAAUGUGUCUUGACAGACAGCCCAACCUGGAUAAUUGAUCCAAUAGAUGGAACCUGCAAUUUUGUGCACAGGUUUCCUCCAGUGGCAGUCAGCAUUGGAUUUGCUGUCAAUCGAGAGAUAUUAGAAGAGCUUUAGUUUUAACAGAAAUUGGUCCAAAGCGUGAUCCAGCUACGUUGAAAUUGUUCCUGGGUAACAUGGAAAAGCUUCUGAAAUUCCAAGCUCAUGGGAUUCGUGUGAUUGGGAGUUCAACCUUGGCUCUCUGCCAUCUAGCGUCAGGGGCUGCAGAUGCAUAUUACCAGUAUGGGCUUCACUGCUGGGACUUGGCUGCAGCAACAGUAAUAAUCAGAGAAGCUGGUGGUGUUGUCAUAGAUACAUCAGGGAAACCUCUGGAUCUCAUGUCUUGCAGAGUUGUAGCAGCUGGUACCAUGGAGCUGGCACAAAGCAUAGCUCGCGAGUUGCAGACGAUAGACUAUGGAAGGGAUGACGAAAAUUGAAAGUAUUGAUGUGUACUGAAAUCUGACGUUUUGUACUUCAGGCAGUCAGUGACGGAAGAAGACAUUUUUUUUUUUUUAUUUGCUUUUGGUGUUUUCAGGCUUCUGAUUAGAACGUUUUUUUCUAUUUUGUGUUUUUUGUGUUUGUUUUUUUUGUAUUUUGGCGUUUUUUGUUUUUAUUUUUUAAAUUGGAUGUACUUCAGCAAUAUUUUUUAUUGUUUCUGUUGACUAAUAGUUGCACUGAAAAUGGAUAUUUUACAACUGUCCUUGGGGCUGCAACCCAAAAUCUUGUGUGUAAUAUGCAACUAAAAUUAAAAUUUAUUUUUUCAGGAUUAAAA